Molecule: messenger RNA, 1083 nt
Organism: Sporothrix schenckii 1099-18
Lineage: Eukaryota; Fungi; Ascomycota; Sordariomycetes; Ophiostomatales; Ophiostomataceae
Product: ribokinase
Exons: 1
Coding region: 1-1083 (360 amino acids)
Biological process (GO): D-ribose metabolic process
Molecular function (GO): ribokinase activity
Source: RefSeq, a predicted model, not a curated record
AUGGCUUCUCCAAUCGUCGGCACCGCACCCGUCGGGUCUCCCCCGCACGAGACCCAGAUACAAAACCCCGCUAUCAUGGUCAUCGGCUCACUCAACGCCGACCUAGUCACCUAUGCCCCGCGCAUGCCCGUGGCCGGCGAGACCCUGGCCGCCAACGGGUUCCGCACCGGCCUCGGCGGCAAAGGCGCCAACCAGGCCGUUGCCUGUGCCAAGUUGGGUCGGCGGUCGCCUGCCAACAGAGGCGUGAAUGCGACAGCGGCAGCGGCACCCGCUCGCGCCGUCGCAGCUGUGUACAUGGUCGGCGCUGUGGGCGAUGAUGUGUACGGGCGAAAGAUGACGUCAGCGCUGUCGUCUGUCGGCGUCGACACGUCUGGCGUGGUUGUCCGCGCCGGCCAAGGCACCGGUAUCGCCGUCAUCUUGGUGGACGAUGCGGCCGGCGGCGAGAACCGCAUACUUUUAUCGGCCGAGGCAAAUGCGACACUCCAACCACAAGACUACGCCACGUCUCUCCCAUUGACGCCCGAGGACUGCCUGCCAUCUCUCCUCCUUCUCCAACUCGAGAUCCCCCUGUCUACGGUUCUCCAAGUCCUGCAGACCGCCCGCCGCCAAGGCGUGCCGGUGCUGCUCAACGCUGCGCCUGCAGAGCACCUACCCGACGACGCCUACGCCUGCAUCACCCACCUCGUCGUCAACGAGACAGAGGCUUCGCUCCUCAGUGGGGCCACGCUCGACCUUGAUGCGGCAGCGGACAGGCGGGACAGCGAGCUGGCGCGUGUCGCUGGCCACUUUCUGCAGCUGGGCGUCCAGCAUGUGGUCAUCACCCUCGGCGGCGCGGGGGUCUACCACGCCAGUGCUUCGACACACACGGACAGUGGCCUGGUCCCCGCCGCCCAAACCACAGUUGUCGACACGACCGCCGCCGGCGAUACCUUUAUCGGCGCCUACGCGCUGGGUCUCGUCCAGGGCAAAACCGUUGCUGCCGCUGUGGCUUGGGCCAAUCGUGCCGCUGCAGUGGCUGUCGGUCGGCAGGGCGCACAAGAGUCAAUUCCUUGGAUGGACGAGGUGAAGGACGCCGACGCAUGA